Molecule: messenger RNA, 396 nt
Organism: Rangifer tarandus platyrhynchus (Svalbard reindeer)
Lineage: Eukaryota; Metazoa; Chordata; Mammalia; Artiodactyla; Cervidae
Source: the annotation of a GenBank genome assembly
AUGGUGGACAAAUUCAUGCAGGACACAGUGACCCCGCCUCAUCACCAGCUGGUCCUUAAGAGGUGGGCAAGUCACAGUGCUGCCUGCGGGCAGGUCUCACAGACACUGGUCCUGCCCCCUGCAAAUGGCGAGACCACCCAGGCUGGCCAGACCCUCCUCCCUGUGCUCUUGGAUCUGAGUGACUUAGGGGGGGGCUCAAGCUGCAUGCUUGAAGGAGACAGAUGUGGUUGGAUCAUUGAACGGGUGUCUAAAGAUACGCAGGGCCCUGGGGGCAAAAGCAGGAACACAGCCAACGGGGCAGAGACUCACCCAUGGCAGCCAGAGCCGGGGUGCAGCGGGAUGCAGUGGGAGGGCCCCGUGGCCAGGCGGGUCACCGCGGGUUUGCAUCCCAGCUGA